UGUUCUCCUCAUUCUCUUCCUUGGGGCUCUUGUCGCCGGCGGGCGGCCUCCAUAUCCUACGCCUGCUGCUCCACCUUCGCCCCGCCGACCUCGCAGCCUCCCUCAAGCCCGUCCUCUCGCUCGUCAUCUCCCUUCCUUGGAGGAUCCCCGCCCAGCUCUCCAUCCGCUCCGUCAAGGCCGAGUCCAAGCCUUCUUCGACGCCGGCUCGGAAGUGAGAGUCCCGGGGCAUCACGAAGCCUUGCCCUAUAUCUACUGAGCUUCAGGCGCUGCUGGGUGUUGAGGAGAUUCCGAGUACCCAAGCUGUUAAACUGAUCUGGGAUUACAUCAAGGAGAAGAACCUUCAGAUUUAGUUUUGGGAUUUGUAGUUCAAUAUCCCGAAUCCAACCACUGGUUGCCAAAAGAAGCUCGAGAUUGAUGACGACCGGAAAAUAACUGUGUUGUACCUGCUGAUUAUUUGGUACAAUGAGGUUAGAGAAGUGUUGGUUUUGUUCCUCGACGGUCUAUCCAGGGCAUGGCAUUCAAUUUGUUCGCAAUGAUGCGAAGAUUUUCAGGUUUUGCAGAUCUAAAUGCCAUAAGAACUUCAAAAUGAAGAGAAAUCCUCGCAAGGUCAAAUGGACUAAGGCAUAUAGGAGAUUGCAUGGGAAGGAUAUGACACAGGACUCAACCUUCGAGUUUGAAAGAAAGCGCAAUAGGCCUGAGAGGUAUGAUAGGAAUGUUACAGAGAACACCCUGAAGGCCAUUAAGAAGAUUGACAAGGUUAGAGUUGCAAGAGAGGCCAGGCAUCAUGCUAUGAGGAUGAAGGGUAAGAAAGCCAUUGAGCAGAAGGCAGCAGCAAAGGAGUUGGAACAGAGCAUUCAUAUGGUCAAGGCACCUAUUGCCCUUCAACAAGAGCCAUCUCUCACCCUUCCAAAGGUCAAGGUCAAAGUUUCUCAAUCACAAGCAGAGGAUAAUAUGCAAGAAUGAUGGGAGCAUUCUGAGUUUUCCAUCACAACUUUAUCUCACUGAAUGCAGUCAUUUCAUUGUCUUUCUGUGGUCUCUUUUUGACAGUGUGCCGCCUUUGUUUGUUUUACCACCUUUUGCAUUGCAAAUGCUUCUCACAGUUGUAUUUUUGACAUCUCGAAAAACUGGAUGUUUAAAGCCAUUAAAGAUUUCUUGGACAA
Messenger RNA from Dioscorea cayenensis subsp. rotundata (Guinea yam), 1160 nucleotides. Its product is annotated as probable ribosome biogenesis protein RLP24. The record is from RefSeq and is a predicted model, not a curated record. Bases 463 to 963 code for a protein of 166 amino acids. Lineage: Eukaryota; Viridiplantae; Streptophyta; Magnoliopsida; Dioscoreales; Dioscoreaceae. The transcript is spliced from 6 exons. Gene Ontology annotation, cellular component: nucleolus. Gene Ontology annotation, biological process: ribosomal large subunit biogenesis.